Phragmites australis (common reed) is the source of this 1127-nucleotide messenger RNA. RefSeq lists its product as uncharacterized. Lineage: Eukaryota; Viridiplantae; Streptophyta; Magnoliopsida; Poales; Poaceae. The record is from RefSeq and is a predicted model, not a curated record. The transcript is spliced from 6 exons. The coding region runs from base 16 to 855 and encodes 279 amino acids. Gene Ontology annotation, cellular component: cytosol. Gene Ontology annotation, molecular function: protein-folding chaperone binding; ATPase activator activity. Gene Ontology annotation, biological process: protein folding; positive regulation of ATP-dependent activity.
UUGCUGGUGAAGACCAUGGAGCACGAGCAUGUAACUGACGGGAAGCUUCCCGAAGCAUCUGGAACACGCGUCCAGACCACACUAAAAAAGAAAGAGGUCACGAACCCCCGAGAAAGCGGAAGACGAGUCAGAGUUGGAGGGCAAGCUACACAUCCAUCCCCCAUCCACACGCCCCCGCCUCGCCGAGAGAUCUGCGGCAGCGACCGAUCCAUCCGGAGGAGGAGGAGGAGGUGGGAGGGAGAUAGAGAGAGAGGGAUGGAGGAGGCGGCGGAGAAGGCGCUGUCGUACAGGUACUGGGUGCGGGAGGCCACCGGCGACGCCGCGCCGCUGCCCAUUCCCCGCAAGCUCGACCCCGCUGCGGCCGCGGCCGCGACCGCCGCCAACGGCAACGGCAACCCGGCGCCCCUCGGCUCCGUCUGGAAUCAGGCUGGAACCUGGGAGGAAAAGAACCUCAACUCAUGGGCUAAUAGUAGGAUAAAGGAUUUGCUGGGUUCCUUAGGUUCAUUGGAAUUCCCCACAGGGAAGGCAUCCAUUGAAGAAGUGUCCAAAUGCUCAGGCGAUGCAUUUCAGGUCACGGUUCGUAAUAAGAAAAGAGUUGGGUAUAAUUAUGAACUAACCUUGAAAUUUCGAGGUGAAUGGUUAAUUAAAGAAGAAAGCAAGGAGGUCAAAGGCCAUUUAGACAUUCCUGAGUUCUCCUUUGGUGAGCUUGAUGACUUGGAGGUACAAGUAAGGUUCAGCGAUGACAAGGGCCUCGCAUCCGACCACAAAACGCUGAUUUGCAAGGAUUUGAAGUCCUUCCUUGCACCUAUUCAGGAGAAACUGCGCGUGUUUGAAGUAGAGCUCAAAGGUAGAUAGCGAAGAUUAGCAAGAGUCGGCAGCUAGGUGAAAUUAACUGGCGCUGCUUUCUCAGCAUUAGCUUCAUUCGUGAAAGAAAAUCUGUGCUAGAUAAGUAAGCAUGUCAAAACUCGAAGUCCUGUGUGGUUUCACCAUGUGAUUUUGUGUUGUGUAAAGCUUCUACAGUCAUCACAUGUUCUUGGAUGACUGGGGUUGUAUGUGCACUAAUGUUAUGAACAUAUCGAGAUGGACACGUACUGUCGAAGGAAUCACUUGAUCGACGUUUCUUUUCA